AAAGGGAGAGGGUGGGAGGUCCUGGGCAGCUAGGACUUGGGACUGAACCCAGGGCUGGGGGGGUGGAGGCUGGAUCUUGUCCCCAGUGGAAGUGUCCCUUUAAUAGCUUGCUGACCUGGUCUGGGUAGGCUGCUGCUGUACCUCCUUCAGCAGUGGCUGCAGCUGUUGUGCUGACUCAUGUGCUCCAGCAGCCGGCAGGAGCUGGAAGCAUGGGCUCCCCAGGGACCAUGGCAGGCUGGGGGCUUCUGGAUUACAAAACGGAGAAGUAUGUGAUGACAAGGAAUUGGCGGGUGGGCGCCCUGCAGAGGCUGCUGCAGCUUGGGGUCAUGGCCUACGUGGUGGGGUGGGCUCUCCUCGCCAAAAAAGGAUACCAGGAGCGAGAUCUGGACCCGCAGAUAUCCGUCAUCACCAAACUCAAAGGGGUUUCGGUGACUCAGAUCAAGGAGCUGGGUAACCGGCUGUGGGACGUGGCGGACUUUGUGAAGCCACCACAGGGGGAGAACGUGUUCUUCUUGGUGACCAAUUUUCUUGUGACGCCAGAACAAGUUCAGGACAGAUGCCCAGAGCACCCCUCCAUCCCGCUGGCUAAUUGUUUGGCUGAUGAGGACUGUCCUGAAGGGGAGACGGGGAUCCACAGCCAUGGCAUAAAAACGGGCCAAUGUGUGGAAUUCAAUGGGACCCACAGGACCUGUGAGAUCCAGGGUUGGUGCCCCGUGGAGAGCAGCACUGUGCCCGUGAAGCCCCUACUGGUCCAGGCCGAGAACUUCACCCUAUUCAUCAAGAACACAGUCACCUUCAGCAAGUUCAACUUCUCCAAGUCCAAUGCCUUGGUCACCUGGGAUGACACUUACUUCAAGCGCUGCCGCUAUGACUCACGCUACAGCCCCUACUGCCCUGUGUUCCGCAUUGGGGACCUCGUGGCUGCGGCUGGAGGGGUCUUUGAGGACCUGGCAUUGCUGGGAGGUGCCGUGGGUGUCCGAAUCCACUGGAAUUGUGACCUGGAUGCUGGGGGUUCCGACUGCCGGCCCCACUACUCCUUCCAGCUUCAGGAGAGGAGCUACAACUUCAGGACAGCCACCCACUGGUGGAAGGCCUCAGGUGGGGAGGCCCGGAGUCUGCUCAAGCUCUAUGGGAUCCGCUUCGACAUCCUCGUCACUGGGCAGGCAGGGAAGUUUGGGCUCAUCCCUACGACCAUCACUCUGGGCACUGGAGCAGCUUGGCUGGGCGUGAUCACCUUCUUCUGUGACCUGCUGCUGCUGUACGUGGAUGGAGAAGCCCAUUUCUACUGGAGUACCAAGUAUGAGGAGGCAAAGGCCCCGAAGGCCACCCGCAGCCCUGAGCAGACAGAGCCAGCUUCUACACCUCUGCAUGUGGCUGCCCAGCUGUCUUAGAGGGGACCCAGUCUGGGAACCAGACACCAACACCAGAGUGGCCAUGCCUAGGCUCCCUGCCCCCUUGGCCCAUUUCUGUGGCUGUUUCCUGCUCUUUGCAGGGUAGGGGCCCCAUCUUGGGGACCUACUGGAUAAAGUCCCAGCAGGUUAGGGGAGAAUUCCACCCUUCCACUCCCAGACAGACUGACCAUCCCCUGACUCCAGCUUCAGCAGGGAGCUGCCUGGGUCAGGGGCCACAGAAACCAGUUUUGUAUAUAGACUUGCAGCAGAACAGGCGCUGCAGAAAAAGGGAGACCCUGAGGCACCCACAUGGCAGGGCAGUGGACCAGUAGGGGUCCUGCUCUGUCUAGGUCUAGAGAACUCUCUCCCAGUCUCUGUCAGUAGUGUUCCCAGUUCUCUGCUUACCAGAUGUCAGCACUGGCCCUCCCACUGGCUUUGGCCAACUCCAGCCCUCCUCCCUCUGCCAGCACCCUACCCUUAUUUUAGGUAGAGUUCCCCCAUCUCAGUUGCCCUGCACUGGGAUCUGUGUAACCCAGGUCUGAAGCAAAGUAGAAAGAAGCCUGGCAAGAGGGGUUAUCUCCACUGCUCUGGUGUUGGGUCGCCUUGGACAUGUUCCUACCCAACUCUGGGCCUCGUCCAUAGAACAAAGAGUGGGUCGGCAAAUAAUCUAACCCCUUGAGAACUCCAGGCAAGGGCAAGACACCCUUUGGUCUCACACUUGCCCAAUUUGUGAGCAUCAGCUCAUCUCUGGUGGUAACCCUUGGGCUAUGGGGUUUGGGAUAGGGAGGAGAGGGGAGAGGAGCUGAGAUGGUGGUCACUGGGUCCUUUGGGAUCUUCUAUAAGCUUCCUCAUUACCCACCCCCCCCAGUCCAACUCCUAGAACCCACACCCUAGAGCCAUGGGGGUAGGAAAGCUGUACUCUGGAAUUUAUUGCUGCCCAAUGUCAUAUCUAAGAACCUGUCCGGGCAUCUGCUUGUCCCAGCCUGAGGCAACUGCAUGCAGGAGACCUUGAUCAUAACCCCAGGCAGAACCCAGUGGCUAGAAGGAAUGUCCCUAACAAAGGACACAAAGGCCCCCAGCAGGCUGCCUUGGUAUCUUUCUGGGGUCUGAGUCCCUCCUGUUGGAGAAUGUCCCCUGUCCCAGAGUCCCACAGUCAGGAAGGGAGGAACAAGAGCUUCAGGAGCCAAACUCCCUGUGGUCCCAGGGCAGAGGCAGGAAUUUGGGAGUACCCACCCGAGGGAGGCGAGGGGCUCCAGUUGUGCUGGUUGCUUGGUGGCAGAACAACGAAGACCAGCUGGGGAGGGCCGGGGCUCGGGCUCAGUCUGGUCUAGCAUCUGGAAUCAUUUGGCUUCUGGAGCCUCAGCAAAGCUUCAGGGUCUCUGCUGCUUCUCAAUCCACAGAGCAGUAUCCAUGGGGAGGCAGGUUCAGGAGAGCCAAGGGGAAAAAACAUGGCUCUGAGGCCCGGUUAUUGGAGUGGGGUCCCAUGUACCUGGUUGUCCUCAGGGACCAAAAGAAAGCUGUGAUAGCUGCAGAAAAAGUCAAGGAGUAAAGCCUGCUAAAGCCAGCA
Lutra lutra (Eurasian river otter) is the source of this 2958-nucleotide messenger RNA. RefSeq names its product purinergic receptor P2X 6 (gene P2RX6). Gene Ontology annotation, molecular function: ATP binding; extracellularly ATP-gated monoatomic cation channel activity; purinergic nucleotide receptor activity. Gene Ontology annotation, cellular component: nuclear inner membrane; plasma membrane. The transcript has 12 exons. Lineage: Eukaryota; Metazoa; Chordata; Mammalia; Carnivora; Mustelidae. The record is from RefSeq and is a predicted model, not a curated record. The coding region runs from base 210 to 1391 and encodes 393 amino acids. Gene Ontology annotation, biological process: response to ATP; monoatomic cation transmembrane transport.